AUGGUUGAUGCUUACACAUUUGGCCAUCCGACAUCACUAUCAGAAAGAGAAUCAUCCGCUUUGUUGCACGAGAGUUGUAUGAGUUUCGAUUUUACUGUUGCACAAGAUGGGACAGGCAACUUCACAACAAUUACUGAUGCUAUAGAUUCAGCUCCUUGUGGGAGUGCAACACCAUUCUUUAUACACGUCAAAGCAGGACAUUACAGUGAAAACGUUAUUGUUGGAGUAUACGGCGAUGGUUUCAUCAGAAUGAAGAUGACUAAUAGAAAUAGCGCUGGAGCAGGAGCUGGACAAGCGGCCGCCUUGACUAGUGGAGCUAGUUUCGUUACAUUUUAUCUGUGUCGUUUUGAGGGUUAUCAGGACACAGUUUUUUCGCAAUACGGGGUGCAAUUUUUCAGAGAAUGUGAAGUUUUUGGCACCAUAGAUUUUAUCUUUGGUGAUGGCCAAGCCUAUUCUCAAAAUAGUGUAAUUUAUGCAAGAUUACCUGUAUCAGGACAAGAAAUCACAAUACUUGCUCCAGACCCACAAGGUUGGCUUCAAUGGGAUGGUACAACCGUAUAUUUCGCAGAGUAUAAUAACAGAGGACCAGCGGCCAAUUCGAUAGGCAUGGUAAAUUGGUUAAACGCCAUCAAUGACAGAGAAGUAAUAUCCAAAUUUACAGUACGUAACUUUAUCCAAGGUGAUAAAUGGAUCCCCACCAACAAGGGUUGUGGUGGAGUGGUAGGUACUCCUUCAUCGUUAACAGAGGUCUCGAGUUCGAGCCCUGGGUAUGGAGUCGCCUUUGUUAUGGAGCGCUUUACCCCCACUAUGAGACUUCCCGGCGCGAAUCCGAAUUAG
Molecule: messenger RNA, 837 nt
Organism: Nicotiana attenuata
Lineage: Eukaryota; Viridiplantae; Streptophyta; Magnoliopsida; Solanales; Solanaceae
Product: probable pectinesterase/pectinesterase inhibitor 17
Exons: 4
Coding region: 1-837 (278 amino acids)
Biological process (GO): cell wall modification
Molecular function (GO): pectinesterase inhibitor activity; pectinesterase activity
Source: RefSeq, a predicted model, not a curated record